This is a messenger RNA of Pungitius pungitius (ninespine stickleback), 2206 nucleotides long. It is a transcript of the gene ttc5, whose product is annotated as tetratricopeptide repeat domain 5. The coding region runs from base 63 to 1397 and encodes 444 amino acids. The record is from RefSeq and is a predicted model, not a curated record. NCBI's taxonomy places the organism in Eukaryota, Metazoa, Chordata, Actinopteri, Perciformes, Gasterosteidae. The transcript is spliced from 9 exons. Gene Ontology annotation, molecular function: protein binding.
GUACUUUGUUUGCUACUCCUGCCGCUAGCGUUACGUUACCAGACACUUUCUUCCGAGCAAAGAUGGCGGAAGGCGAGAAGAGCGCCGAGCCGCUGCAGGACAAGAGCGAGCUGCAAAUUUUGAAGGAGCUGGUGGAUGAGCUGUAUGACUUCAGAGAUCGCUACUUUGAGACUCACAGCGUGGAGGAAGCUUGGAGGAAACAGAGUGACACCGCGCAGGAGAUGCAGAAGACCCUGAAGAAGCUGGAGGAGAAAGAAGAUCAAUUCAAACACAAAGCAGAGUUUCUGCUGCAGAAGGGCAGGUGUCUAAAUGUAGCGCCGGACUUCAGUCCCGAGGCGGAGGAGUGCCUUUCCCGGUCGGUGAAGCUGGAGCCCGGCCUGGUCGACGGUUGGAACACGUUGGGGGAGCAGUACUGGAAAAAGGGGGACCUGAUCGGUGCCAAGAACUGCUUCACCGGAGCCCUGCAACAGAGCAAAAACAAGGUGUCUCUGCGCAACCUGUCCAUGGUGCUGAGGCAGUCUCCGGCGGCAGACAACGACGCGCACGUCAAGCAGGUGAUGGAGAGCGUGGCCAUGGCCCGGGAAGCCGUGCAGCUGGACGUCACGGACGGGACGACCUGGUACAUCCUGGGAAACGCCUACGUGUGCCUGUUCUUCACCUGCGGACAGAAGCCCCAACUUUCCCAACAAGCCCUGAGCGCCUACGCGCAAUCCGAGAAAGUAGACAGAGCUGCCUCCUCUUACCCGGAGCUGCAUUUCAACCGGGCCAAGCUGUUCCAGUACGAGGAGAUGUACGGGAGUGCGCUCGCCGGCUACAGCCGAGCCGCCGCGCUCGACCCCGGCUGGGAGGAGCCCCCGGAGAGGGAGAAGCAGCUGCUUUUGUACCUGAAGAACGUCACGGAACUCCUACAGAACAAGGGGAAGGUGAAGGCGCGUCGGUUGAGGAUGAUGCUCUCUGACCUCGGCACGUCGACCCUGGGGCCCUGCGCCUCCCCUCACUUUCGAUCCCCGACGGGCCGCGUGGGCAGCCUGGAGCCUCGCAGCAUCUCCUCCCUCACGCACGGGCACAACGUCGGGCUGGCCGCCGUGGGCAAGGUGGUGUUCAGCCUGGCCUCGGAGGGUCGCAUGGCCUUCACGUUUGGAAUGGUGGACAGCGAGGAGUCGUACAUAGUGGUGAUGGUGUACAACACGGCGGAGAGCUGGGGCGUCCUCAUAGGAGACACCGUCGUCAUUCCCGAACCUCAGCUCAAACGCAACAGCGUCACACACAAAGACGAGUCGUUCGACUUCAGGAGUAUACGAGUGGACUCGCCGCUGCUCCUCCUGGUCAACGGCAAGAAGCCAAAUGCCCAAAGUCAGAUCGCGGCCUCCGUUACCUACAAGCCGCAGAGCGAAUGAGCCCAAGCAGCAGCAGAAAGUGCAGCGAGAGGACCAAUUCGUUUUCCUGGAUUUUGAAAGAGUUUGGCUCAUUAUGGAAGUUUCCCCAAAGUCUGUGCCUGUUUUACGUGUUGUUUUGUAUAUAGAAGUUACCCUGUAACUUGUCUUUAGAUGGACAUUUUGUUUAUAUUUAUAAAUAUUACUUUUUUUAUAUUCUGUUGAAUGUGCUGAUUUUCACCCUGAGCCCAAAUCCCUCUUAUCUUGAACCCAUCGUUUGUUUGGUGUCUUAUGACAGCAGUUUUCAGCCCGUAAUCAAUGCCCCCUAAAAGUAUCAUGUAUACCGGAGUUAUUCCUCCUGUGAAAAGGGACCUUUGACAAGAGAUGUCAUUGUUAGUCACAUAGUUUUUAACAAAGCUGCAUAAAAGACACUCAUUCCUGCAGUCUGCCUUAACCAGUGAGCCGCCUGCUUUGUUUGUUAUGCAGUCAGAAUCCUUUCAUUCCACAAAAAAGUCUAGACCUCCAACGAGUCAUUUUCAUCAGUAACCAACCCGAGCUAUGGGGUAUGAAUUGUUCAGUUAAAUGCAUCGUUGGUUUUUGUUUUACGAUUAUCCCCUUCACCCCAAUCCUCCCUUAAGAUGGUGAUCUCACAUGGAGACACUGGAAUCCUCCGUAUUACAUUCAUUUGACUAGAACAAGGUUAAAAUUUUAAUGAACUGCUUCCGUAAGCCACGUUAAUAGAGAACACUGUAAGGGAAUGCACUUUUUAAAACAGUUGAAGUACUUCUUAACACAAAUGUAAGGCAGAGACUGAAAAUAAACAUUAGCUUCCA